This is a messenger RNA of Myxocyprinus asiaticus (Chinese sucker), 4531 nucleotides long. Its product is annotated as serine/threonine-protein phosphatase 6 regulatory ankyrin repeat subunit B-like. Bases 328 to 3555 code for a protein of 1075 amino acids. Gene Ontology annotation, molecular function: protein binding. NCBI's taxonomy places the organism in Eukaryota, Metazoa, Chordata, Actinopteri, Cypriniformes, Catostomidae. Gene Ontology annotation, cellular component: cytoplasm. The record is from RefSeq and is a predicted model, not a curated record. The transcript is spliced from 28 exons.
ACUUCCUGUAUUUUCUAUAACGAAUGACUAUAUAACGCAAAACAUAAGCAAGUGGGAUAUAAUACCGGGACGCCGUGGAUGCCACUUCUGUAAAUGCGGAUUGUUUACAGCUGCCCUCGCAUCCUUUCCUCCCUCCCCUUUUCCUCUUUCCCACAGCGCCGGAGCGGUGGUGGUGGAGAGGCAGCGGCUACAGCUGCUCCUGCUGACCGAAGAUAGCGCUUGCAGAGCCGGCCACAGCCGUCGCAUCACCCCGGGCCUGGGUUCUGGGGUUUACUAACUUUCACCUCCAGGUCUUUUCAGGAGUUUGGAUGUGCAGUUUCACAUGAUAUGGCUGUUCUUAAACUAGUCGACCAGCCACCCAUUGUCCAAGCCAUCUUUAAUGGAGACCCUGAUGAGAUACGUGUGCUCAUAUGUAAAUCUGAAGACAUCAAUGCACUGCUGUCUAUCAUUCUCUCUCAGGAUACAGAGAAGCGUGCUCCCCUUCAUGCAGCAGCCUUCCUCGGAGAUGCUGAGAUCAUAGAGCUCCUCAUUGUCUCAGGGGCACGGGUCAAUGCCAAAGACAACAUGUGGUUGACUCCACUUCACAGGGCAGUGGCAUCACGUAGUGAGGAGGCCGUUCGCGUGUUGAUCCGGCAUUCUGCCGAUGUAAACGCACGGAAUAAGAACUGGCAGACUCCUCUGCAUGUUGCUGCGGCCAACAAGGCCCUGCGUUGCGCUGAGGUCAUCAUUCCGCUCCUGAGCAGUGUCAAUGUGUCAGACCGCGGGGGACGCACCGCCUUGCACCAUGCCGCCCUCAAUGGGCACACAGAGAUGGUUAGCCUUCUCCUGGCCAAGGGUGCCAACAUUAAUGCCUUCGAUAAGAAAGAUUGCCGUGCACUUCACUGGGCUGCAUAUAAGGGUCAUUUAGAUGUGGUGUGUUUGUUGGUGAGUCAAGGGGCUGAGCUUAGCUGCAAGGACAAGAGGGGAUACACGCCUCUCCAUGCCGCUGCUUCCAACGGACAGAUUGCUGUGGUGAAUCACCUGCUCAGCCUGGCCAUCGAGAUAGAUGAGGCCAAUGCCUUUGGGAACACAGCGCUGCAUGUGGCGUGUUUUAAUGGGCAGGAUGCAGUGGUCUGCGAGUUGAUCGAUUAUGGCGCAAAUGUCAGCCAGCCAAAUAACAAGGGCUUCACACCACUCCAUUUUGCUGCUGCGUCCACCCAUGGUGCCAUGUGUCUGGAGUUCCUGGUCAACAAUGGAGCUGACGUCAACGUGCAGAGUCGUGAUGGGAAAAGUCCUCUUCAUUUGACCGCAGUACACGGACGAUUCACACGCUCGCAAACACUCAUCCAGAAUGGAGGAGAGAUUGACUGCGUCGAUAAGGAUGGAAACACUCCACUGCACGUUGCUGCUCGAUACGGCCAUGAGCUUUUAAUAAACACCCUAAUCACGAGUGGAGCUGACUGCACUAGAAGAGGGGUACAUGGCAUGUUCCCCUUGCAUCUGGCCGCUCUGAACGCUCACGCUGACUGCUGCCGGAAGCUUCUCUCCUCAGGACGGAGGUAUAGCAUAAUGUGUCCUCUAAGUAAUGACUCGGUCCUGUCUGCAGGAUUCCAGAUCGACACACCAGACAACCUGGGGAGAACGUGUCUGCAUGCCGCGGCCGCCAGCGGUAAUGUGGAAUGUGUAAAUCUGUUGCUCAGCAGUGGAGCUGAUCAUAACCGCAGGGACAAACAUGGAAGGACCCCUCUCCACUAUGCGGCAGCUAGCCGACACUUUCACUGCCUGGAGACUUUGGUGUCCUGUGGUACCUGCAUUAAUGCCACUGACCAGUGGGGGCGCUCUGCCCUGCACUAUGCUGCUGCUUCUGACCUGGAUAGAAGACGGCGUGUGGUCCUGGAACCGGAGAGUGAAGGAGUUCAAGCCGAGAAGGAAAAGGAGGCAGCUCUGUGUCUUGAGUUCCUGUUGCAGCAUGGUGCUGCCCCGUCACUCAAGGAUAAUCAGGGCUACAGUGCCAUUCACUAUGCUGCAGCGUAUGGCCACAGACACUGUCUGAAACUGCUUUUGGAUAGAGAUGAGAACCAUCAGGGUGAGAUGGAGAACAGCCAAACCAGGAGCCCACUGCAUCUGGCCGCAUACCACGGUCACACACAAGCUCUGGAAGUCCUCUUGGAAGGUCAUUGCGAGGUGGAUCAGGGGGAUGAAGUGGGUCGGACUCCACUGGCCCUUGCUGCCCUCAGGGGCCACACUGACUGCGCCGUCACACUUUUGAACCAUGGGGCCUCGCCAAGAAGCAGAGAGACAAUCCGUGGACGUACACCCAUCCACCUCGCAGUAAUGAAUGGUCAUACAUCAUGUGUGCGCCUCCUGCUGGAAGACUCUGAUAAUGCAGAUCUGGUGGAUAUGGCAGACUCUCAGGGACAGACCCCUCUGAUGCUGGCAGUAAUCGGGGGUCAUGUGGAUGUUGUGUCUCUUCUGUUGGAGCGUGAGGCCACUGUGGACUUGGCUAACCAUCAUGGUCUUACUGCUCUACAUCUGGGGCUCUUGUGUGGGCAGGAGGAGUGUGUCCAGUCACUGUUGGAGCUGGAGGCAUCAGUGGUGCAGGGGGACUCCAGGGGUCGCACCGCGAUUCACCUGGCUGCAGCGAGGGGUCACGCAUCUUGGCUGAGUGAACUGCUCAAUAUUGCCUGCGCUGAACCCCCGGUACCCCCAUUACAAGACAACCAGGGAUACACACCCCUACACUGGGCCUGUUACUUUGGUCAAGAUGGCUGUGUGGAGGUCAUACUUGAACAAAGAGGCUUCCACCAGUAUGAUGGAAACCCCUUCACCCCACUGCAUUGUGCUGUGGUCAAUGACCAUGAGGCUUGUGCCACCCUUUUAUUAGAAGCCAUGGGAUCAAAGAUUGUAACGUGCAAAGACUCCAAGGGCAGAACACCUUUGCAUGCCGCUGCAUUCGCUGGUCACAUUGACUGUGUUCAACUGCUCCUGGCCCAUAACGCAUCUGUGGAUGACGUUGACGAAUCAGGACGCAGCGCUUUGAUUAUGGCAGCAGAGAGAGGAAGAGUCGAGGUUGUUGAGGCUCUGCUUACUGCUACAAAUGUUAACCUCAGUCUGACUGACCAGAAAGGCAACACAGCACUCCAUCUAGCCUGCAGUAAUGGAAUGGAGGAAUGUGCAUUACUCAUUCUGGGAAAACUUCCAGACUCUGCUCUCGUCGCCACAAAUGCUGCACUGCAAACACCUCUUCAUUUGGCUGCACGCAACGGGAUGAAGCAGACAGUGCAAGAGCUGCUCUCCCGUGGAGCCAGUGUUCAAGUAUUAGAUGAAAACGGGCUCACCCCUGCUCUGGCUUGCGCUCCCAGCAGGGAAGUGGCUGACUGCCUGGAACUCAUUCUGGCUACCAUGAUGCCUUUCUGCUCCCCUUGCAGCUCUGGAAGUCCUUCCCCAGGUGCCCUGCUGAAAUUUCUGCCCUGCAAGGCCAAGAGUCCCCAGGGCCUUCGCAGUCCAAAGGACCCCUCUGGCCCCUCCAGCGAGGGCACGACUACUGAAAACGACUCUGACUCUGAGACAUUUUGACCCUGGCCCUUUCUAGAGUUUCACAAUAGUGUUCAAAGCACAUUGAAUCCACAGAAGUUUUGUGGAGUUCAGCCUCUGUAAAUAAGUGAUCAUGACAAGUCAUGGCACACUUGGUACUCUUUCAUUCUGCCAAACUUGUUUGCACAGGAGAUUUUUACUAAAUCCAUUUGAAUUACAUUGCUGCAAGAGAGAUAAUUAGACAAAAAUGUCUUUUGUACUUUGAUGUUUGAGAUUGCCAAAUGCUGACCUCAUAAUCACACUUGGAAGUAUGUAUGAAGUACAAAGUAUGUAAAGUGUGGUGUACGGUGGCUUAAUUUGUAGACUUUUGAAAGCACAAACCCUGUGGAAGCACAAAGUGAGCGUACAGAACUGAAAUGAAUGUAACAACAAUGGGACCAAUUACAUAUUUGCACCAACAGAGGAAUUGGUGAAUUGUCACAAACCUUGAUAAGAAUGUGUAUACCAAAUAUUUAUUUGCAACAAAAGUACAUGAAACCCAGUGUAAGGUAAUGAAAAUCCAAUGCAUGUUACAAAUGUCAAGACUGUUCACCAGUUGUACUUUACACAUAAGUAUUUGACUAUUAUGAAUAGAAUGCUCUUGAGCUUUAUUUUGUUUUUUUUUUAAAAAAGAGCAUUUUUAUUCUAUAUAAAUGAAUAGAUUUAUACACCUAGGUGGUCUAAACCUAAGUCAGAUGCUUUUGGUGAGUUCCUUUUUAGACAUAGCAACAGUGUUAAAAUAAUACUUCUAUUCAGGUCGAUUUAUAGGUUCCAGUGAGAGGUGAUGUUAUGUUAUGUGAACCAGGAUGUUCUCAAGCCUGUACCAAUAUUUAUUAACAUUUAGAUAACAAUGGUACUACAUUUGUAUGCACUUAUGUAUAGGGAGUAAAUGGGUGUUUAAUGUUCAAACCCAGCAUCAUGAGUAACCUACCCUGUCUUCUGCAAUUCUUUUAUUUUAAAUAAAGUCUUUUAAAUAAUU